Messenger RNA from Leptopilina heterotoma, 1554 nucleotides. It is a transcript of the gene Gas8, whose product is annotated as dynein regulatory complex subunit 4. Gene Ontology annotation, biological process: cell motility. Gene Ontology annotation, cellular component: microtubule; motile cilium; Golgi apparatus. The transcript has 7 exons. Lineage: Eukaryota; Metazoa; Arthropoda; Insecta; Hymenoptera; Figitidae. The coding region runs from base 377 to 1534 and encodes 385 amino acids. Gene Ontology annotation, molecular function: small GTPase binding; microtubule binding. The record is from RefSeq and is a predicted model, not a curated record.
AUAGUAUUAAAAGACAUUUUUCACUUUUCUUUCAUAAAUUAAAAAUCUAAGUUUCAAAUUAAUCAUGUUUAAAUUAAAUUUGAUAAAAAUUAAAAUCAAGUUUUGAAUGAACAGUUAUAGGCGGAUAAUUAAAUUUGAUUUAACGUUGCUUAGCAACUUCACGCCAUGGUUUUGUGAUUAUGCGGUGAUAUUGAUAAGUGACAGUAUAAAAAAAUUUAUUUCGAUUCUAACUUUAUGCGGAAUAUUGAUCAUUUAAAUAAUUAAUUAUGCGGAAUAUUGAUAAUUUAAAUAAUUAAGGAAGAAUUAUUAUUAAAUUUACAUUUUUUUCGGGGACUAAAUUAUAAAGUUUUAAACUUCGUUGAUUGGAAACGUAAAGAUGGCACCGAAGAAAGGAAAAGGAAAAUCAGCAGACACUGUGGAUGGAGUGGAUACGUCAAAAAUGAACAGGGAACAAUUGGAAAUUUAUUCUCAUAAAAUCCUGGAAGAAAUGGAACGUGAGAGAGAAGAGAGAAAUUUUUUUCAAUUGGAGAGAGAUAAACUUCGAACUUUUUGGGAAAUAACACGCCAUCAAUUGGAAGAAGCUCGUGCAGUGACAAGAAACAAAGAGCGAGAAAAAGAAGAAUUGAUAGAAAAACAUGAAGCGGAAUUAACAUUAUAUAAACAAAAAGUAAAACAUUUAAUGUACGAACAUCAAAUGAAUCUCUCGUCAUCGAAAGCUGAACACAUGGUUGCGUUAAAAAUGGCACAAGACGAUUAUAUAUCACAAGAAAAUGAACUUGUUCAAGAUAAAAGACAAUUGAAGAGAGCGCAAAAUGAAAAAGAACUUUCGCAUAUGAACGAAAUUCGAUCAUUGAAAUUAACAUCGGCUGAAGAAAUGAGCAAUAUGAUGAAAAAAUUCGAGUCUGAAGCCACUGAACUGGAGCAAAAGUACGAACAAAAGAUGGCAUCUUUGUAUGAAUCAUUAAUGUUGAAACAUCGAACGGAAAUUGUCGAAACUGAAGAGCGAAGAAAUUUGCAAAUUUCGACUUUAAUAAAUAAUCACGAGAAAGCAUUUGCGGAUAUAAAAAAUUAUUACAAUGAUAUUACAUUGAAUAAUCUAUCGCUAAUCAAAAGCCUCAAGGAACAAUUGGAAAAUAUGAAAAAUCAUGAAGAGAGAAUGACGAAACAAGUUCGAGAAGUAACGAGCGAGAAUAAAAAGAAUUUCGAAGAGUUAAAAGAGGCUAAAAAUCAAAUCAGUGAUUUUACUCGACGACUAACGAAUUAUGAGAAAGAUAAACAAUUAUUAACACAUACUAGAAAAAAAUUAUCAACCGCUCUAAAAGAUAUCGAAGCCAUGAAGUGGGAAAAUGAAGUAUGCGAAUUAAGAUACAAUAAGUGCAAAUCUGAACGAGACGAAUUACACGCUCGAUUUGUAUCGGCAAUUUUGGAACUUCAACAAAAAACGGGCCUGAAAAAUGUUUUACUCGAGAAAAAAGUGGAAAAACUGUCCGAUUUGUUAGAACAAAGACAAACGCAAAUUAUAACAGGGACAUAAAAUUUCCAUCAAACCAUCUU